GUCAAACACGUUGCAACGUCAGAGCGUGUCACGUCAAACUGUUUGUGAAAAACGAGAAAAAAAGCAAGAGAAAACUAAAGUGCUGAUUGUAUUGCUUCAUCAAAAGCUCCCCUUUUGGGCUGGAAUAGUUGGGCCCUUUUCUCCCCAUUCAUAAGCGGACGGAACAGUGAAAUAGUGGAAAACCAGUGCCGUAUGUUUGCCCCACAGUAACGCCACAACGGACGCAUCUUUCCAGUCCUUGUUUUUCCACGUAUUAGUCGCGUUGUGAUUACGCUGGAAUUUCCCCAUCGGUAGCGCGGACUGUCCUUCCCACACCCAACCCAUCCCUUCUUUCCAAAAGGUGAUACGUGUUUGCUGCCAUUGAUCGACCCCCGGGGGAGGAAAGAUUAGUUGGCCUCAACCCGUAACGACACACACACACACAUCCCCGAACAUGGCUGGUGGAAGUUCGCCCUCGAAGGAGGACAUCGAUGCCAUUUUCCAUCGGUUACGAUCGCAGGCAACGAACAAGACUUGUUUCGACUGUGGAGCGAAAAAUCCCACCUGGUCCACGGUGACGUACGGCGUGUUCAUCUGCAUCGAUUGUUCGGCCGUGCAUCGGAAUUUGGGCGUGCAUCUGACGUUCGUCCGGUCCACCAACCUGGACACGAACUGGACCUGGCUGCAAAUUCGUCAAAUGCAGGUCGGCGGCAAUGCCAAUGCGGCACAAUUCUUCCGCCAGCAUAACUGCAACACCACCGAUGCGCAACAGAAGUACAACUCACGUGCUGCCCAGCUGUACAAGGAUAAGUUGCUAAACAAAGCCCAACAGUCGCUGCAGCUGUACGGAACGACGCUGCACAUUGACAAUGCACACGACCUGAACACGACCGCCAGCGAGAAGAAGGAGAUGGACUUUUUUGCGGAUUGCGACAACUUCGACAACGACACGGUGACGGUCGAACGGAACAACAAUCCCAGCAGUGGGCCGAAGGUCGAUGCGGAGCUGGAAAACAUUCCAAAGCUGGCUUCCCUGAGCGCCACGGUUGACCCCACCGCUGGGCCGCGGGUCGAUUUCCUCACCUCCGAGGUACCGGUUGAGCCGGUCAAGUCAACGAUCGGGGUGCGCAAAAUACAACCCAAGAAGGGUGGGCUCGGUGCGAAGAAGGGCGGCCUCGGGGCAACCCGCGUCAAGACCAACUUUGCCGAAAUCGAAGAGCGCGCCAACAUGGCGGACAAGCUGAAGCUGGCGCCGGCCCCGGAGAAACCCAUCACUGAGGAGGAAAAGGCAGAAACGCUCGCGAGCGUCCGGCUAGCCUACCAGGAUCUAUCGAUCAAGCAGCACAGGGAGGAGGAAAAGCUGAAAGCGAUCGAUCCGAACAAGGCGAAACAAAUCGAGCGGCUAGGUAUGGGGUUCGGCCGGGCGGCCGGUGUUUCCCACUCCGCACUGACCGACAUGAAGACGCUCACGCCCGAGGAAGCGACCCGGAGCAGUGCGGCGUCCCUUAGCAAGGCGCUGUACGAUCGCGACGAUUCGUCCAGUGGCGGCGGUGGCGGCGGCAGCGGUGGAGGUGGAGGAAGUGGAAGUGGUGGCGGCGGCGGCAGUGGUGGGAACGAUUUUUUCGAUGACUAUUCCAUAAUCUACGGGUUUUCGGGCAGUGGCAAGGGGGCGGAUAUGAGCGAAGCGACACAGAUGGGGUUCGAUACGCUCGAGCCGAUCGACAGCAAGCGUCCCACGGUGAAGACGAUGUUCUCGCCGGCAGGCGGUAGCCUGAAGGGUGGAUCGAGCAGUAUUAGCGAUCAACCCACAUACAGCCGCGGAGGUGGCGGUAGCAGCGGAAGCAACUACAACAACAACAACAGUAACAGCAGCAGCAGCAGCAACAACAACAGUAGCAGUCGAAGGAACGGUCAACCGCAACCAGUCGAUAGCAGCGACGUUGCGCAGAAAAAGUUCGGCUCUGCCAAGGGCAUCUCGUCCGACCAGUUCUUCGGCGACGAACAGUCGAGCUACGAACGGUCGGCCAAUCUUUCCAAAUUCCAGGGCUCUACCAGUAUCUCUUCCGCCGACUACUUUGGCCACGGCUCGUCAUCGAUGGGAUCGGGCGGUUCUAGAUCCGGAGGAGGAGGUGGAGGCGGACCGCGCGGUCCGGCACUGCAGUACAAUGGGCCCGAUUUGGAGGACGUGAGGGAAAGCGUCCGGCAGGGCGUUACGAAGGUGGCCGGACGUCUCAGUUCGCUCGCCAGCGAUGUGAUGAACUCGAUUCAGGAUAAAUAUGGCUACUGAAGCGCGCGUGUGUGUGUACAGCAGCAUCCCGAAUGCUGUGGAAGCCGUGCACGGACGUGUCUCCUCCUCCAGCAUGGAUCACAAUCACAACACAUUAUUGUUAAAAAAAGAAGAAGGCUAACAGCAGCAGCAAACUAAGAGAAAAACAGGACCAUUCGCGGUUAAUAUAUUUUGAUUUAGAGACGGUUCAUGGGAAGCACCAGACGGGGUGGGCUUCCGUUAGUUUCCGGUUGUUUAGCGUAUUUUUAGUUUAUCUAUGAUGUGUAUUAUAAAGUGUCGCUUAUUGAAAUACAAGGCCUGUGCAUCUCUCUCUCGCUCAUUUUGUUCAACGGUCCGCUGCCAUUUCCAUAGUGCAGGGUAGUGCAGUGCAGGUUGUGUUGGAAGCAAGCAGCCCGUUUGCCGAUAUCAUUUACUGCUGGUUGUUUCUUGUUGUGUCCAUCCGUUUAGGGUAGAAAAGAAUAUGUUUUUCGAUUUUUAGAUAUUUUUAUGUUGCUUGUAUAUUUUUGUGUCUUCUACUGCUUCCUUUGCUCUAAAGAAUUAGGGUUUUUAGUGUGCCUUGGCUUUGUUUUAUUACUUUCAAUUGUUUACCCAUAUAUUCCACGUUCGCGUUAAGGGAAGGAUCGCCAAACCAUCCCACGAUGGCGCCUUAUAGCAAGCAGCGCAGUAAUUAUAUUAUUAGACCCAUUAGCAAACGUUACAACAUUUAGAAAACAAUUAGAAAUGUACCACUAGGCUCCAGCUAGGUAAAGAAAGGAACAAAACAAAAAAGCGUUAAUUGAUCCUGUACUGCUUCAAUCUCAGAAACGAUUUUUCUACAUUAGACCCUCCCCCCUCAAUAGAUAGUGAAAGCGUAGCACUGGGGAAACCCGAUCCUCUCUCACCUUGAUACCUUGAGACAAAAGAGAACACUUUGAAGUAGGCGCCACUCUUUAUUCCAUAUUCUUCCUUCCCUCCUUCCCACCUUCUCCAGUAUCUGUAAACCAAGCGAAGAAUGUUCUGCGAUCACGUUUCAUCAAGCCGGUUUGCCAUUUUAGGGAUGCUUAAAAACGAGAGAGAAAAGAAAUGUCGUUGCGUUGUUUGUACAUUUUUUUGUAAAACCGUAGCAUCUAUCCUUAAAACUCCGCGUACGAGAUAGAAACAGAAAAAACGGUUAUAAGCUGGAAAACCCAACCACUUAAAAAGCGAUACGUGGGGGGAAAAAACGGGAGAUGUGAUGCGUACGAUUUGUUGAAAUACACACAAUAAAGCCUCUACUGUACACUGUAAACAGGUUAUGGAAUGUAA
Anopheles arabiensis is the source of this 3550-nucleotide messenger RNA. It is a transcript of the gene ArfGAP3, whose product is annotated as ADP-ribosylation factor GTPase-activating protein 3. Gene Ontology annotation, biological process: COPI coating of Golgi vesicle. Lineage: Eukaryota; Metazoa; Arthropoda; Insecta; Diptera; Culicidae. The transcript is spliced from 7 exons. Gene Ontology annotation, molecular function: GTPase activator activity. The record is from RefSeq and is a predicted model, not a curated record. Bases 434 to 2266 code for a protein of 610 amino acids.